UAGUACAGAAAUGACAGCGUUAAGAAUACUGCAAUGGUACUUAUUAUUUCGUUUGCAAAUGGCGUAGUGGUAGUGGACCUUGAUGUUUGUCAAGUCAAAUUGUACAUUAAAUAAACAAGUGAAUGGACCAUAGUAAUAACUGACUUGAGGUGUAUGAUAACAUCAUGUUAACAACUCUAGGCUGAAAUUGCUUAGGCUGAAAUUGCUUAAAAAUUAAGAACAAAAUAAGAACAAAUUGAGGCUGAGGUAAAAUAUGUCAAAUGAGGUAUUUUUAUUUUAAAGACCUUACUGUCUGUGCGAUAGGUCUGACUAUGUAACACAGUCAGUUAUGUGUACCUACCUGUCAUUUUUUUCCGGGACCCUUUUUCAGGGGCCAUUUUUACCUACAUUUCAGUACAGCGUAUAUAGAGUGCACAUACAAUAAUAUUUUUUUUGUUUGAAAAUUGUGUAAGAUAAGAACAAAAUAAGAACAUUUUGAGCCUGAAAUCGGCCAAAAAAUAUUAACACUGAGUCUGGGCAAAUUUUAUCUGGUUCUUAUAAAAAAAGAAAAUUGUAAUUACUUGACUUUAUUCCAGCAAUCCGUACCAGUGCAAGGAUGUCAAUAUUUUAUUAGAACGACCUUUAGUCUCUUUAGUUCUUACUCAGUUGUUGAUAACUGUUAAGCUACGUUUAUAGGCCAGAUGUUAUUUUCUAAGCGGCACGGUCCGUAUCGAGUAUAAAACAUGGAUAGAAAAUUAACAUUUAUUUUAUGCUUUAUAGUAGGAGUGCUUGUGUUUGUUGUAGUCUUUUUUCCAACAUACUUUGCUAGAGAUUGUGGUUGUGACGUUACAGAACCUACACCGACAGAACCUACACCAUUACCUAAAUCUGAGAGGGUAUCAUGCAGCCCACUAGGCGGAACAGACCAGGAGAGUUGCAUCAGUCAUGGCUGUAAAUGGGACGCGAACACGGGAGACGAUAAAGUGCCAAAAUGUUUUUAUCCAACAGCGUAUGAAACGUACAAAUUAGCAAGUCAGGUGAAAGAAUCAUGGGGAUACCGUAUCAAAUUGGACCGUAACAUUGAUUUGAAAGCAGUUACUAAUAACCCGAUUGAUAUUGUCGUACUGGAUAUUGAAUUCCAAACAGAGAAUCGACUCCGUAUUAAGUUUUACGACUCAAAAAAACGCAGGUUUGAAGUCCCAAUGGAUAUGCCAGUGAAGCCAAACACAGCUCCUGAAGCAACUACUUAUGAUGUGCAGAUUGUUGAAAACCCAUUCAAUGUCAAAGUGAUUCGUAAAUCUUCGAAAGAAGUGGUAUGGGAUAUGUCAAUCGGCCCAUUAUACUUUGAGGAUCAGUUCCUUCAGCUAUCAACACGCCUGCCUUCAACAAGCGUAUUUGGCUUCGGAGAGACUGAACAACCCUCGUUUAUGCAUGACCUUAACUGGAAAACAUGGGGUUUUUUCUCAAGAGAUCAACCUCCAUCUACUGGUAACAUGUACGGUGUUCAGCCAUUUUAUAUGUGUCUUGAAAAUGAUUUCAAUGCGCAUGGUGUUCUCCUUCUGAACAGCAACGCUAUGGACGUGGUACUUCAACCGGCACCGGCGUUAACUUAUCACACUAUAGGGGGCGUCCUCGAUUUCUACCUAUUUUUUGGUACUUCCCCUGAAAAUGUGAUACAAGAAUAUACUUCAGCAAUUGGACGCUCAUACUUACCCCCAUAUUGGGCACUUGGUUUCCAACUAAGUCGCUACGACUAUGGCAGUCUCGAUGAGGUUAAAAUCGUUGUUGAUGGUAUGAGAAAAUAUGGAAUUCCACAUGAUAUCCAAUAUGCUGACAUUGAUUAUAUGGAACGACAGCUUGAUUUCACCGUUUCUGCAGAUCGUUAUGCAGGAUUUAAAGAAUAUGUCGACCAAGUGAAAGAAGAAGGCACUCGUUACAUCACGAUUCUUGAUCCGGCAAUUAGUGCUAACGAAACUACAGGAACUUAUCCACCUUACGAAAAGGGCGUAGAAAUGGAUGUCUUUAUUAAGGACGAGCAAGGAGACAUUGCUUAUGGCAAGGUUUGGCCUGACUACCCAAAUAUCAUAGUAGAUCCGACAAAGGACUGGGAUUAUCAAACUGAGCAUUACAGAGCAUAUGCCGCUUUCCCAGACUUCGUCAAAAAUUCAACAAAAGAAUGGUGGAUAGAGCAGAUACGAAAUUUGUAUAACAACGAAUUCAAAUUCGACGGAUUGUGGAUUGAUAUGAAUGAACCUGCUAGUUUUGUCGAAGGAUCCGUUAAUGGAUGUUCUGAAAAUGAGUUGGAUGUACCACCUUACAAACCAGCCAUUUACGGAGAACGAUUAGCAGAUAAAACGCUUUGUAUGAACUUCCAACAACACCGGACAGAAACGGAAAUGUCUAAUCACUAUAACAUGCACAGUUUGUAUGGCUGGUCUCAGACUCCAGUAACGCUACAAGCAGUUCGAUUGGUAACUGGAAAAAGGAGUUUCGUCGUUACCAGGUCAACUUACGUAGGGUCUGGGAAAUAUAGUGGUCAUUGGUUAGGAGAUAACACCAGUAUUUGGCCGCAUCUUCACAAGUCCAUUAUUGGAAUGUUAGACUUCAGCCUUUUUGGUGUUUCUUACACUGGGGCCGAUAUAUGUGGUUUCUUUGAAGACACUACAGAAGAAUUAUGUGCACGGUGGAUGCAACUUGGAGCAUUUUAUCCUUAUUCAAGAAACCAUAAUGGAAAGGGUUGGGCACGUCAGGAUCCACCAUUCUUUGGCGCUAAAUUUGCUAACAACUCCCGUAAAAUAUUGCAUACGCGUUAUGAGUUAUUGCCAUUUCUCUACACUCUCCAUUAUGAAUCAAACACAUUGGGUAAUACAGUUGUGCGGCCUCUUCUUCAUGAAUUCACCAAUGAUGUCUUGACUCAUACGAUUGAUCGCCAGUUUUUAUGGGGUCCGUCACUUCUCAUUUCACCUGUAUUGGACCAAGGAGAAGAAACCGUGAAUGUCUACUUCCCGGAAGCGUCUAUUUGGUAUGACUUUUUUACAGGUGAACGUCUUAAUUCAGGUUACCAAGUUCUAGAUGCACCAAUAGACGUGAUAAACCUCCAUGUACGCGGUGGUUAUAUCCUCCCGACACAAGAGCCAGACAACUCUACCAUGUUCAGAGUUCUGUAUGUUGAGGAUGAAGCGAUAGAAACGUCCAGGCAAUGUACGUUCCUCUAUGAUUCAGCCUAUAGAAUUUACGAUCUUAUUAAUAUGAUAAUGUUUUUAAGAUAUGUCUACUUCUUUACAGACACUGUCGAGAACGGUAAUUACUACCACGUAACAUACACCGCAAGUAGCACGUCGAAAUCCUUGACCUCAGUGAUUGAUCAUACGACAAACGGUUUGAUGGAUAACAUGAUGCUCGACACAGUCAAAAUAUGGGGACUCUCGUCCGUUACAAAUAUUAAGUUGGACGGUACAGUUAUAGAUAACUCGAAGUAUAAUUUCAAUGAUUCUACUAAGACUCUUAUCAUCAACAACUUGGGUCAUGAUAUGAAAAAUCCUCUGAACCUACAAUGGGAGUGAUCAUAGUCAAAACACGUAAUCGGAUAUUACCAUUUAUAACACACCUAAAUAGAUUAUUGUCAUUUGAUUGGUGCAGUUCGUAUCACGUGAUAUUGGUUAUUUACACCAUUUUUAUCACCCAUAAAAAUUUAGAUCCAUCUGUGUAUUUUUUGGUUUGUUCCAUUGCACGCCUCCACCUAAUACAAUAUUUUCAUUGUUUGAAAGUAGAUGGACUGCUCCGCUCAGAAGAAAGGUAGACAUAACUUUAUUUUCAUAAAAUAUCAAAUGACAAGGAUAUCUAUUUUAGGUUAUGAAUCAAAUAAUCAAUGGUUUGUAUUUGUGCAAUUAUUCUUAUUAUUCCCAUUGCACUCAUACACAUUCAUUAUUUGUAUACUUUUGUUUGAUUGAUUGAAGAUAUAUUUUGUCCAUUGUAUUGUUCGAUUGAUGUGCCAUUGAUGUUAGUUUGCUAUCAGAUAUUGAUAUUCGUUCUAUAUGCUAAUUGUUCAUCCGAUAUAGGCCUAUAUAUUAUUUUGUGACUUGUGUAGGUGGAUACUGUAUAUUGAAGAAUAAAAAUAAUAGAAAAUGAUACAGUAAACAACAA
Molecule: messenger RNA, 4122 nt
Organism: Anneissia japonica
Lineage: Eukaryota; Metazoa; Echinodermata; Crinoidea; Comatulida; Comatulidae
Product: maltase-glucoamylase, intestinal-like
Exons: 23
Coding region: 723-3542 (939 amino acids)
Biological process (GO): carbohydrate metabolic process
Molecular function (GO): carbohydrate binding; alpha-1,4-glucosidase activity
Source: RefSeq, a predicted model, not a curated record